AUGGGUCGAUUUCCGCUGCCUACUGAGAAACAGCGUCAUCAGAUUGUCCAGAAUCGUAAAAAUUACGAAUUGAAUCUCUCCGCCAGUCUUCGUAUGCAAUCCACGACACAGCGUGGGACGAGCGUACCCCCGAAAAUUUCGGAGACUUCGGUAGAAACUUCAGACAUGCCACAGGUAAUUGAAGCUGAAGUUGUACGCUCAUCUCCUGGUGUUUUGGUGGUGCAGUAUAAGCAAGAAAGCACUCAGUACACGGGUAUUCUCCUUGCUGAGAACGGUGCAAAUGGAACACCGGGUAUCAUCAGCGAGGAUAUGUCAAGAUUUCGGGAAACAGUUAAAGCAUACGUGGAUGCACCUAUUAUUGAUCAAUGGACAUCUGUAAUUGGUGAGCGAUUUACCACUUCUGGUCUUCAAUUACGCGCUCGGAGUUACAUGCGCAAAAACGGUCGUAUGGUUUGUGCCAGUUGUAUGGAAGCCAUUCCAGAUAAUGAAAUGAUAACACGCAAACACUUCGUUAAUGCCAACCAGCGGAAACUGCAAUCAUUUCCCAAAGAAACGAAACGUAUAGUGGCUCAGUUACCGUCCUCAGAAAAACCGAUAGUUGUUGAUGAGGUUGGAUAUGAAUUGUUGGACGAACAUUUAAGCGGUGAAACAGCAGAUUAUUCCUCAGAUGCCUCCGUGAGUUCAGCACCAUUACGAAGAAGGAAUAAGAGGAAAGCAUAUGUUCCACGUGGUGCCUGUAGCGUCUUGGUUCCUGCGGGAGUGGAUUUAUUCGAACCAGAAUACGACCCUCUUCCCGGGCCUUCAAGUGGUUCAGCGAGAGGGUUGUGCAACGUUGAACCUUCACAUAAACAUGCUAAGGUAUUUGUUGUUUGUUAG
This is a messenger RNA of Brugia pahangi, 876 nucleotides long. The record is from the annotation of a GenBank genome assembly. NCBI's taxonomy places the organism in Eukaryota, Metazoa, Nematoda, Chromadorea, Rhabditida, Onchocercidae.